AUAGCAGGGGGCUGUUCCAAGACCUAGGCCUCCACGUAUUCACCUGGUUCUCUGUGGCCCCCGCAAGGCAGCUGAGCAGAUCCAGGGACGCCUGCCGCUGAAUUCCAAGUGUACUUUCAUGCACAUCACCUCCGUGCCUGCUAAGUCCUGCAGCCUGUGGCAUUGUGGGUCUGGGUUGCUAUGGCCCAGGCCCUGGGGGAGGACCUAGUGCAGCCUUCUGAGCUGCAGGACGAUUCCAGCUCUUUGGGGUCUGACUCAGAACUGAGUGGGCCUGGCCCCUAUCGUCAGGCUGACCGCUAUGGCUUCAUUGGGGGAAACUCAGCAGAGCCAGGGCCAGGUCACCUUCCUGCAGACCUCAUCCGCCAACGGGAAAUGAAGUGGGUAGAGAUGACCUCACACUGGGAGAAGACCAUGUCCCGACGGUAUAAGAAGGUAAAGAUGCAGUGCCGGAAGGGCAUCCCUUCUGCCCUGCGGGCCCGGUGCUGGCCUCUGCUGUGUGGAGCUCAGGUGUGUCAGAAGAACAGCCCUGGCACCUAUCAGGAGCUGGCAGAGACCCCUGGAGACCCACAGUGGAUGGAGACCAUUGGCAGAGACCUACACCGUCAGUUCCCUCUGCAUGAGAUGUUUGUGUCACCCCAGGGUCAUGGGCAGCAGGGGCUCCUGCAGGUUCUCAAGGCCUACACCCUGUAUCGACCAGAACAGGGCUACUGCCAGGCCCAGGGCCCUGUGGCGGCUGUGCUGCUCAUGUACCUGCCUCCGGAGGAGGCCUUCUGGUGCUUGGUGCAGAUCUGCGAGGUCUACCUCCCUGGCUACUACGGGCCCCACAUGGAGGCUGUGCGGCUGGAUGCCGAAGUGUUCACAGCCCUGCUGCGGCGGCUGCUCCCGCGUGUGCACAAGCACCUACAGCAGGUGGGCGUUGGGCCCCUGCUCUACCUGCCCGAGUGGUUCCUGUGCCUCUUCGCCCGCUCCCUGCCCUUCCCUACGGUGCUGCGCGUCUGGGAUGCUUUCCUCAGCGAGGGUGCCAAGGUGCUGUUCCGAGUGGGGCUGACGCUGGUGCGCCUGGCACUGGGCACUGCAGAACAGCGUGUGGCCUGCCCAGGACUCCUGGAGACACUUGGUGCCCUUCGAGCCAUCCCUCCCGCCCAGCUGCAGGAAGAGGUCUUCAUGUCCCAGGUGCACAGUGUGGCCCUGUCCGAGCGGGACCUGCAGCGGGAGAUCAGAGUCCAGCUGGCCCAGCUGCCCAAGUCAGCUCCUGGGCCACUACCUCAGCCACAGACCCGCCUUCCUGGGGCCCAGGCCAUCUUUGAGGCCCAGCAGUUGGCAGGGGCACGAGGGGGUGCCAGGCCUGAGGUACCCCGAAUUGUGGUGCAGCCCCCAGAGGAGCCCAUGCCACCACGGCGCAAACCCCAGACCCGCGGCAAGACUUUCCAUGGUCUACUGACUCGGACCAGGGGGCCCCCCAUUGAGGGUGCUCCCAGGCCCCAUCGAGGCUCUGCCUCCUUCCUGGACACCCGUUUCUGAAGGUGCCAUGGACUCAGGGCCCCCGAGGUCCAAUCCCCUGAGUGGCUGAUGCAGCCCCGCACACAGGCACCGCACUUUACUGCUGAGAUUGGUGACUCCUCUUUGUUCCCAGUGAGGACCAUGCAGCCAGGGAAGGGAGAGUCCCCUCCACUUUAUGGACUGUGCAGGCAUGAGAUCAAAGGUCAUAAACGGGGGCUCGUGGGGCCCAAGCUGGCCGAGCACCCAUGGAGCUGUCUUGGCGCCAGUAUCAAAGAGCAGAAAGAUGGUGGCGGUGAGCUGCUGGCUGGACUGAGGGACCCCUGAGGCUCCUGGAGGACCUGGAAUAAAGUCUGACUGAGCAGCUGCCUGGAUGGAGGUGGAUCAGAUGCCUGUGCCCCCGACCUGGGCUCGCCAUCCCUUCCCCGCCUGCCCUCGCCCACCUUCUGGGCCUGCCCUCUCCUCUCUGACUGGGGGCACCCGAGGCUGCCCGCUGGCUGCUGGGG
Messenger RNA from Sciurus carolinensis (gray squirrel), 2003 nucleotides. It is a transcript of the gene Tbc1d10c, whose product is annotated as TBC1 domain family member 10C. Lineage: Eukaryota; Metazoa; Chordata; Mammalia; Rodentia; Sciuridae. Bases 181 to 1521 code for a protein of 446 amino acids. The record is from RefSeq and is a predicted model, not a curated record. The transcript has 10 exons.